Messenger RNA from Sphaerodactylus townsendi, 1575 nucleotides. It is a transcript of the gene LG08H10orf95, whose product is annotated as linkage group 08 C10orf95 homolog. The record is from RefSeq and is a predicted model, not a curated record. The transcript is spliced from 2 exons. Lineage: Eukaryota; Metazoa; Chordata; Lepidosauria; Squamata; Sphaerodactylidae. Bases 236 to 880 code for a protein of 214 amino acids.
AUGGUUUCUUUGUGAGAGGACUCUUGGCCAUUUGUGGUUGGGCAUGUGAUAAGCUCCUGAUAUGCAUUUUAGCAGAACACUAAGUUUGGGCCGUUCAAAGUGUCUGAGUGUAGCAUAAGUGCUGGCUUGAUAUGGAACUCCAGGUUUGCCUUUCUUUGGAAAGCAACAGAUGAGAUACUACGUGGGACACUGAUAUUUGCCUGAGGAGAAGCUUUCUUAUGUACCAUAUACCACUAUGGCUUUAUACUAUCCGAACAUGAUACAGACCUCCCCUUAUACUUACCUUCCCUUUGGACCAAAUCGUGUGCUUGAAACUCAGCCCACCACCGUGUUAUCCCCUGUUCAGAUGCAGAACUUCUACAGCAGGCCUCUUGCUGUGAUCAUGGACCGUAACAAUGGUUACAGCGAUAAUUCAGCAAACCAAGUGGAGUACCCUCACAUCUACGGUGCAAAUCCUUACUUCCACCCUUAUCAUUACUGGCACUUCCCACAGGUGAGCCCUCUUCCUUUGUACAGCCCCCAUAUGAAUUACCGUCCUUAUGCACCUUACCAGAGACCUGGUUGGGAUUUGUGGCCUGAAGGAUUCACCCUGAGAGGGGAGCUCCGUUGGGGUAGGCUUGAGAGAGUUACAGGACCUAGGAGAGACCUACCAGAAUUUGUGAAAGAUGAUCUCCGAAGGGUGUAUGGCACCUAUCCAAGGACUGAUGUUUCCAUAACUUACCACAAUGGAGAAUUUGUUGUGAAAGGGGAUCCUAGAGUAGGAGAACAAGAAUACAGGAUAGAGAAGAGACUCAUCAGAAAUGAACCUACCCCAACUGCUAGCGAAGCUGAGGACAGCAGUGAAGAUCGAGGCAAGAAGAAAAAGAAAUCAAAGAGAUGACUUUAAAAAGGAAUGCUGAUAGAACUCCUGUGUUUAGCUUCAAAUGUGAUGGCAGCUCUCCAAACUGGGUUGUAAACACAGAACUGAAAAUGGGAGAGAUUCUUAUGUAACAGUUUUAGCUUCCAAGUAAUGGUGUGUGUUAGGCUUUGCAUAACUCACUAAUAUAUACACUUCCUCAUAUUCUCUUGGAAAUGUUAUUUAUUCUUCUAGCACCUGAGAUUUUUUCUUUUGAGUGACUUAGGGUUCAUUGCUGUAGGGCCUUUCCUUUUGACCAGCCAUAAUGCAAGACUAAAUGGCAUUGCUGGUCCUAUAACUCCUUAGAGUACCGUUUUACAACCAAUCACUAUAAACAAUUCUCAGCCCCUCUGAAGAGUUAGUCCCCCUUUCCUGAACACUGACUGCUUAACUAAUUAAGGCACACUAAGGAGUUCCUUGGAAACUCAACUUGAGGUGAUGGUACACAGAGACUCUGUUCUCACACUGUAGUUGCAGAUAAAUUGUAACAUGGGUCUUAGUAAUUUCUUUUGAUGGGUGUCAAAUUUCACAAGCUGUUUUUGCUACCUGCUUGGUUGGUUCUUUCCCAGUCUGAGUCUGAUUUAGUGAGCAGGGUUAACUUGUGCCUGGCUACUGAACUGCAGUCUAAUAUGUAUGCAAAUUAGAUGUAGAAUUUUAAAUAAAGAAAAUCAAGCACAUAA